UUUACUGAUUAUGGAGUUAUUAUAGCCUAAAACAUGCAUAUCUUUUGGAAUACCUCAAGAAAAACACAGCAUCCUUUGCAUGGGAUGCUGAUUGCGGCGGUAUUUUCCAUCCUCUGGCGGUUCAUUUUGGCCUCAGGAUCGCGCGGCUAUUUCAACAAAACAUCUGCCAUCUUGAAAACAGUCAUCGACUUGCGUCAUCAAACAGUGUUCGGCAUACGAACUUGCUCAUUGGGACAAAUAAUUUAUCAAAAAGGGACUUCGGGGGACUAUUUUAAUGUUUCUUUAUCAAGUACGGGUUCAUUAGAAAUUAGGUGGAGUGUCAAUGGGACAGUCGAUGGCGACACCAUCGGGAGCAACAUUAACCAAAAUUCUUGGAUCACGGUUGAUAUCAAAUUUGAUUUAGGAAAGGUGAAGGUGUCUGUAGAAGAAGGUGCUACUGUCAAGUUUUUACAUGUGAUAUCAAACAGUAGCGCCACAUAUCGGCGAUAUUUAUGGGAUAUUUCAUUAAGUGGAGGAGAUUUAGUCGUCGGAGGUGACAUAGUUGCAUGUAUUUCUGAGGGGAGUACGAUAGAGUUGAGUCAGGCGGUGUCGGAUACAGGUGUAGUCUGGAAUUCUUGUCCUUUAGAUAGCGAGUCAGGUUGUGGAACAGAUGACAUCAACGAUUGUUGGAAUUAUCCUUGUAAAAACGGCGGCACGUGUAAAGAUGGUUUUAAAUCUUAUACCUGCGAUUGUGCCACAGGAUAUGGUGGAUCUGAUUGUCAAACGUUUUUUGGUUCCAUCGGCUGUUCAUUGGAUCCUUGUAAAUACAACUCUACUUGUCAGAACGUGACAACGACUCAUUUAGGUUAUGAGUGCAUUUGCCUUGAUGGAUAUGUAGGCGUCAACUGUGAGAUUGACAUCAACGAGUGUUCAUCAUCGCCAUGUAAAAAUAAUGGCUUCUGUACAGAUGCUGUCAAUUCCUAUAGGUGCAAUUGUUCUGGUACAGGUUACCAAGGGAGCCAGUGUACCAAUGACAUUGAUGAGUGCACCACCCUUUCCCCCUGUGUGAAUGGAUCCUGUAGUAACACGUUUGGAAGUUAUAAAUGUUCAUGCACUAAUGGAUAUGGUGGAAAGAACUGUGAUGCUGAGGUGAAUGAGUGUUUAUCGAAUCCCUGCCAGAAUGGUGGCCAAUGCCAUGACUAUCUUGCCUACUAUAACUGCUCAUGCCCGGUGGGGUAUACCGGUAUCCACUGUGAAGACAACGUCAAUGACUGUCUGGGCGUACAGUGUUCGGCGAAUCGGGAAUGCAAAGACGGGCUGAACAUGUUUACCUGUGAUUGUAAGGCAGGUUAUACAGGCACUUCAAAUACAACAGAUCCCUGUGUUGAGACGGACGAAUGUCUAAGCAGCCCAUGUCAAAACAACGCCACCUGUAAAAAUCUAGUCAAUGCAUUUGAAUGUUCCUGUGUUGCGGGCUUCAUAGGGACGUUUUGUGAGACGGACAUUGAUGAAUGCUCAGGACAUCCCUGUCUGAAUGGAAAAUGCCAUGAUAAAGUGAACCACUACAGGUGUGAGUGUUAUGCUGGCUGGACCGGUGACAACUGCACUGAGAACAUAGAUGAGUGUCAUCCUGACCCCUGUAUAAAUGGGGCAAAGUGUAACGAUCAGAUUAACGGAUACAACUGCACCUGUACCCAAGGUUGGACAGGGGAAAACUGUACCGAGGAUAUCUUGGAGUGUAAUUCGAAUCCGUGCCAGAACGGGGGAAAGUGUAACGAACUGACCAAUGGCUACAACUGCUCCUGUGUCCUCGGAUUCAAUGGUACACAUUGUGAGGUCAAUAUCGAUGAUUGUCUGUCAGCGCCAUGCUGGAACGGAGGGGCUUGUAUUGAUGGUAUAAAUGGAUAUACUUGUAACUGCACGUCCGAGUAUAUGGGGACAAAUUGUACAGAAAAAUACAACGCAUGUUCCUUUGCGCCGUGCAUGAAUGGGGCGACUUGUCACACCACCAUCGGACAACGUGACCACAACUGCACGUGCAUUCUCGGAUAUGAUGGCAAAAAUUGCAAGAAUAAUAUCGAUGAUUGCAUGAAUGUGACGUGUCCGUAUAGCAAUGUGUGUUACGAUGGUGUAAACAACUAUACUUGUGCAUGUCCGACAGGUUUUGCUGGAGUCAACUGUACAGACAAUAUCAACGAAUGUGCCGCGAAGCCGUGUAAAAAUGGCGGCGAGUGCAAGGACGGCAUCGGGAACUACACGUGCGUGUGUCCACAAAGAACAGUCGACUUGACAGAGUAUGGUGGAUCUAGAUACGUAGUCGGUUAUAAUGGCACCAACUGUGAGAAUACUAUCGAUGCAUGUGAUCUUGAAAUAUGCCUGAAUGGAAAUACUUGUGUAUUGGCCCAAAGUCCUUUAUAUUAUCGGUGUCAAUGUGAUAAUGCUACUGCUAUUCUUGCGGGAUACGUAUUUACAGGUUUCAACUGUGAGGUAAUGAUGAGCUACUGUGAUAUGAAACCCGCAACUGGCACAUUACCGAAGUGUAAGAAUGGGGGGACCUGCGCACCUAGUUUUAGUGGUAUUGGAGGCAUCAACUGCACUUGUGCAUCAGGAUUUACAGGUCCAACUUGUGAAAUCGACAUUGAUGAAUGUGCAUCCAAUCCAUGCCAGUAUAAUGGGAAGUGUACUGAUAAGGUGAACGGCUAUGUGUGUGAAUGCUUGCCGGGUCUCAAUGGUACUAACUGUGAGAUCAACAUCGAUGAGUGCCUGUCUAAUCCGUGUCAACAUGGAUCGUGUUUGGACAAGAUAAACAGUUACGAAUGCAAUUGUACAGACACUGGCUUCAAUGGUACACACUGUGAGUUGAACAUCGAUGAUUGUGUGGGCAGCCCUUGCCAGAAUGGAGGAGUUUGUAACGAUCUCAUCAAGGAUUAUAACUGUUCCUGUUUUGCUGGUUACGCUGGCAAGAACUGUGAAACUGACAUAGACGAAUGCCUGUCGACCCCUUGUCAAUACAACGGUACCUGCCUCCAGAAGUCUAACCAGACCUUGUACAAUCAAGUCCCCAAACUCCCAGGAUUUGAGGCUGCGUUCAACUAUUCAACUGCUGAUGGCUAUGUAUGUCAAUGUCUUCCUGGAUUUAAAGGUGUUGAAUGUGAAAUCAACAUAGAUGAAUGUGACCCAGACCCCUGUGUCAAUGGCAACUGUACGGAUGGCUACAACAAGUAUACCUGCAACUGUCUCCCUGGAUACCGAGGCGUCAACUGUAGCAUCGACAUCGAUGAAUGUUCUGAACCUGCCGACCCGUGCCAGUUUGGCAGUACCUGCACGCAAAAAGUUGCCGAUUAUGAUUGUGCUUGUCCGAGUGAGUUUCAGGGGAAGAAAUAUGGAGGGAAGAAUUGUACGACGGAGUUGACAGGUUGUGUGAAUAACGGAUGUAAAAAUGGUGCGGCGUGUGUCCCGUUCUUGGUCAAUGAGGCUCAAGGUGUUCAUAAUUAUACAUGUACCUGUACAGUGGGAUGGGCUGGUCAUUAUUGUGAUGUCACAACUGUUGCUUCGUUCAACGGCACAACACAUUGGCCUGUGUUGAACAAGAACCAAGAUUCUGCGAGUGUUGAGAUAGGUUUUAGGACGACGUUACAAAAUGGCAUCCUUGCUUUCAGCGGUGACCCGAAAAAUAUUUCGGAUAGUUUCUACACCCUAGAACUCUCUCAAAUGAAAGUUACGCUGAGCUAUAAAAUGCCAGGGAAAGAAAAGGAGCAGAUUAUAAUAGACACUGCUGUAAAUGAUGCAGCGUGGCACCAUGUGAAACUUGUUAUUCUGAACACAUCCUUGUCUUUGACUUUGGAAAAUUGUGGUGUAACGAACUGUACAGAAGAAAGGGCACUCACAGCACCACUUGUGUUGGGUGGGACGACGUCAUUAGGUCAGAUAGCUGCACCAGAUCUCAAAACAUUCAGCCAGAUCUCUUCCUCUGUGUCUAACUUCAUCGGCUGUACCCGCGAUAUCAUUGUGGAUAGUACAAAAUUGGUGCCAUCUGAGUAUGUUGCAAAGGUGGAUCAUCUGAUUGAGGGUUGUCCCAGAACGGAAGUGUGCAUCCCCGACCCUUGCAACGCCCGUGGAGACUGUAUUGAUGAGUGGAUUGAACCAAGGUGUAGCUGUCGCCGCCCUUAUUUCGGAGUGAAAUGUGAAAAUGUUCUUCCGGCUUCGACCUUUGGCCUCGGUCAGAAAAAGAGCUUUGCAUGGUUCGUCAUCGCCCAAGACAAGGCAAAACUCAUGGAAAUCCACACAGAAAUUUCGUUGUUCAUUCGAACGCGUAACACUGCUGGUUUUGUCAUUUAUGUUGGUGGUGAUACUUCUGCAACAAACGUCAACACAUUCAUCUCUUUGGAGAUAGUCAGCGGUAAGAUAUCCGUCCGAACAAAACUUGCUGCAGACGUUGAGGUUACCAAUGGGAACAGAUACGUCAGCGAUGGCCAGCAGUAUAAAUUAGAUUUGACACGCGAUGGCUGCCAGUUGACUGUGACCCUGCAAUUCGGCUCAGCUGCAGCUUUUAAAGACAUUGAUAUGACGCUCUCAAAGUGCACCAGCACGCAGGUGUUAACGGUCAAGAAUGUCUACAUGGGUAGCCUGCCUGGUUGGACCACAUCACGGCGGAGGAAACGUGCAGUUGAUAUAAAUGGCUCCAGUUCGCAGACACCAUUUGUUGGAACUCUCCAAGAUGCCCGUCUUGGCACCUACUCUCUGCAGCUCUUUCCACCUUCCGGAACUGGUCAGACUCCCUCGGUGAUCGCAGCGGCCAGAAAGACGAACAUCGCAGAAGGCGAGAAGACAGAAGAUAUGUGUAAACUCCUUAGCAACCCUUGCGAGUACAAUGGCACUUGUCAGAACAUGUUCUACAAUGAUUACAAUUGUACGUGCGUAACUGGUUAUACCGGGAAGAACUGCAGUAACAUCGACUACUGUCUCUACUCAACCUGUCCAGGGGGUGCCUCCUGUCGCGAUAAACCAAAUGGAUAUGAAUGUAUAUCCCCAGCCACAUUUAACGGUGAAUCCUCACAGAUAGACUACAAUCUCACACUGAACGCUACCGAUAUGGUCUUGGAGUCGAUAUCUCUUAAAGUACGAACACGCAAAACGAGUGGUAUAAUCCUGGAUACCACAGAUGGAAAAUUCCGCCUGUCCCUCAACAAUGGGAAAGUGAAGUUUGAGAUGAAGGGGCCUACAGGGCAGACCGGGAGUGCCCAGUAUAUUCUUAAGUCCAAACAAACCGUCAAUGAUGGCUCUUACCAUAACAUUACCAUCAAAAUAAUUGCGACGAGUAUAGAUCUUGAUGUUGAUAGCACAAUUGCGACAAAAACUGGAGAGAACUAUACUGUUUCUAUACCGAAUGGUUACAGCGGUUUGAGUGUUGGGGGUGUCUCCGCGAGCGCUCCUUUUAAAGGUUGCUUAGAUGAUGUCAACGUUAACGGUUACAAUCUUCCAGUAUUUAAGGAUGCGGAACUAGUAAACGAUACAAGAUUGGAUAAGUUUUCGGCCCAGGUGAUUAAGAAUAUUACAAUUGGCUGUGAGGGGGAUCCAGUUUGUGCCACUAAUGAUUGUAAAAACAACGCCACUUGUCAGGAUAUUUGGAAUGACUAUACGUGCAAGUGCGUGUUGGGAUUCAAUGGGACGAAGUGCGAGAAUAAUAUCCCGGACUGUCCGAAGAGUAACUGCAGUCAGCCAGGAACGAAACGUUGCGUUGAUGGCAUCAACAGUUUCUCUUGUGAUUGUAAACCAGGAUACAGAGGAACGUGGUGUGAGACUGAUAUCGACGAAUGUGCCGUUGACCCUUGCAUAAAUAACGGUACUUGCACUGACAAGAUCAACGAUUUUAGUUGCAACUGUACGGCAAACUUUACCGGGAAGACAUGUGAUGUUCCGAUUGGCCGCUCCUGUAAAGAAAAUCCAUGUGUGAAUGGGUCCUGUACAGAUGUCAAUGUCACAACGUCAGCCGGGAAAGAGUAUUCCAGCUUCAACUGUUCAUGUUACCCAGGGUACGAGGGCAGGGUGUGCGAUACCCUCAUCAACUACUGCAAGGUGGAUCCGUGCAAGAACAAGGCAGUAUGCAAGAAUGACUACAUCAAGUAUGACUGGAGCUGUCAAUGUGUACCGGGUUAUGAGGGUAAAGACUGUGGGACUGAGACCAAUGAGUGUGCCCCCAAACCCUGCCUACAUGGGACAUGUAAAGACCUCUUCAAUGACUACAACUGUACCUGUGAGCAAGGUUGGGAAGGGAAGAACUGCUCUACAGAUAUAAAGGAGUGUAGCCAAGUGCCCCCGAUCUGUCAGAAUAGCGGGAAGUGUAUAGAACAGGCGGGAAGUUACAAUUGUGACUGUGCUGGUACUGGCUAUAGUGGAAAUAACUGUCAAAGUGAGAUUGACGAAUGCGGCUUCAAUCAACCAAUUUGUCAGAACAGCGCCACCUGUAAGAACGAGCCUCUCGGUUCCUACACCUGUUCCUGUACCCUCGGAUACAAAGACAAGAACUGUAGCACAGCGAAUUGUAGUGCUGUUAAUUGUCAGAACAGCGGUAACUGCUCGGUAAAGACUGAUGGCCAGUGGAUGUGCCAAUGCCCAAAAUUCUAUGAAGGAAACCUCUGUCAGACAAAGGGACCCUGUGCUGAUGCUCCAUGCAAUAAUUCUGCCGUCUGCUCCCAGGAUAUUGCAACAAUGAACUACACAUGUCAGUGCACAAAAGGCUGGCAAGGCACUAACUGCGACCAAGACAUCAACGAAUGUGACGCCAACCCCUGCAAGAACGGAAACUGUACCAACUUUGACGGCGGCUAUAACUGUACCUGUAACCCAGGUUACGAGGGCUUCAACUGCAGCGUUGACAUCAACGAGUGCGCAGACAAGCCAUGUAAGAAUGGUGGCGUAUGCAGUGACCAAGUUAACAAGUACCAGUGUAAUUGUGCCGGAACAGGUUUCGAGGGCAUCAACUGCACAGUGAACAUCGACGAAUGCACGGUAAACCAACCUUGUCUGAAUGGCGGAACUUGUAAAGACACCAUUGGAUCAUAUACAUGUACUUGUCUCGAUCCAUAUGUCGGCAAGACUUGCCAUUCCGAGAAUCCGUGUAACAAAACCAUUUGUCAAAAUGGCGGCACCUGUGGAUAUAACAUCAGUGAGGCUGAUCAAAAAGCUGUGGGAUUCUGCACCUGCCUUAGCGGUUUCAGCGGAGCCAUCUGCGAGAAAGCAGCCAGUUCACAGCUCAAUCUCGUCAUCAUCAUAGCCCCAAUAGCAGCGCUAGUGGUUCUCAUUAUUCUAAUAGUGAUAAUCGUAUUCGUCAUGACUGCAAGAAAGAAGAGAGCAACACGAGGAACAUACAGUCCAAGUCGACAGGAAUUGGAAGGGUCAAGGGUCGAAAUGGGAAAUGUCCUGAAACAACCCCCAGAGGAGCGAUUGAUAUGAGGAGGUGUGGCAGUCUUUUAGGGAAAAAUAAAAGUUGUGGUCUCCAUGUGGCUCAGUGCAAUUUGGAUCAUCGUCUUGAGUGGAUAUGAAAUCAUUUGGCUUGUUCGGAAAAACUCACCACAGCGAUUCCAUGGUGUGGUAUCAAUGAUGCAGCGUCAUAUCACAUAUAUUGGUCAUCCAUAUAGGCCUUAAUCAAACUCCACUGGCAGUCCAUGGUCGGUGUUUGAAAGGAAAAGUAACACCGGCUGCCCUGUGUCGUUUGCAACAGUGAGAGUUUCGCUGAGAUAGGGAACGACUCCGCGAAAUCAUAAAUAGGGAAUAGCCUGCCUUGACGGCACGAUUAUAGGAAUGAUCUCAGCAAAUGGUGCCUUAAAAUGAUUGAAUCUGUGAGGGGUUUGUUUUGCGAGAGGUCUGUGUCAUGGUUCCUUUGAGAUGGCAGAGGCAUGGUUCCUUUAAGAUAGCAGAGGCUUGAGUGUCUAUAGUGCCAUUGUGCCAUCAACUUAUCUCAAUUCAUUUUGGAGCAUUGAGAAUGAAAGAGGUAGCAUAAGUGAGUGUUAGACUUAGUAAGAUAAAUAAAUGUAGGAUAGGGCAGCAUGCGUGAGUGCAAUUUUAGUUGUACGUUUUUUCGAGCCCUAUUCUGGAGUGCUGCACUCGUUAACUUUUCGCUUUACUGAUGAUACCCAAUCCCCAUGUCCAGUCAAUUUUGACGAAUCCUAGAAGUCUGGUGCUAAGGAGAACACUUGUGGUUUGAAAUUCUUUAGCAGGGGCAUAUCUUUCAUUAGGCCUCUGAUUACAACAGAAUUUGGUUUAAAAUCAAGGUUGCGUGUUUUGAACACAUGGUACAUGAUUUUAUAGUUUUAAUCAGACAGUAUUAAUGUAUAUAUAUUUUAUUUGUAUUUAUUUGAUGAGAAGUAGUGUGAGGCAUUUUGGGAUACAACCUGAGUAGUCUAUUCACCAGUAGCCGUCGUUAAAAGCAGCUAGAGGAAUUGCCAGAUCGUACGGUAAGUUUGAUGUUCUGUUAAGACCAUUAAGAAGGGAAAGAUCAGUCUUGCAUAGGCAUCUCGGGAGGGGGGGGUUAACUGUCUUCGGUUUAUAGAUGUUGAUGUGAAAAUCAGGGAGAGUUGUCAUGGCAACAGUAUCAAAAGUGCAAUCAAAGAAAUGUUGCUAACAACCUUGUUCUGCUUCACAUGUAUAGACUAUGUUGCGGUGGCAGCACCUGUCUGUUAAGGAUGAUGCCAGCACAAAAAGUUAUUCAUCUAACCCACCGAUAAUAUCAUUCAGGUUUAACAAUAUUUUAGUCAACAAAUGUAUCAUUGACAUAUUUAUAGCCAAAAUAUGAAAGUUAAAGCAGCUUGCCUUAUUCAUUUCUGAAAAAACAAAAUAUCACUCGGUAUGGCAAUGCAAUUCAAUGCAUUUUCCAGUUUUCAACAAAUUAUUUGUAUUUUGCUCUUGGGCAAAAUGUGCUUCAGUGUGUAGGAGGUUCUCCAACGUGUAUCAAUACAUGUAUGUAUGUGCUCAGGUAGACUAAUGCUUUGUUGAGGUUUUAUAGUGGGUUUGACAGAGGGGUUGUAUUAGAAAAUAUUGGCCUAGAUGAAAUGGUGAAGUUAAACUAUUAGGUAUGGUCGGUUGUCUUUGCUUAUGUCUUGGGUGGGAAUGCGUGAUACACAUUUUAGGCGUGGAAAUGUUUUUUGUGCUUAUUCUCUGCACAUAAUUCAGUCUUAGUUGAGUUGCAUUUAUACAUAUAUGGCAUGAUGACAUUGUGUGUCUGUAAAUAGUGUAUUUUUGAAAGUCUUGUACAAUGUACAUAAUGUACUUAGCUUAUGAAAAGGAAUGUAGUCUAAUUUUAUUAACAAAUAUUGUUGUGUGCCUUGACUAGUGAUCAUGACCAAAGGAUAUGAGAUGAAACAUGUAAAGUUGGUUCAUGUGAAGUCCUGAAUGGGAUCAACAGCAAAUCGUCGCUGGCUGGUAACACUAAUCGCUGUUGAUCAUGCAGGUAGCAGAUCAAAACGUCCACUUACUGUCCAGUCUUACUCAUAUCAGUUCGCGGUCCAGUUUGGCUAAUUCAUACUUUGGACCCUGUGAUGGAAGAAAACCUAAUCGUCCAAUUCGGUACAUAUCUGUCCAGUUUGAAAACAUAUCAGUUGUCAGUCUAGUUUAACAGAAUCCCGGUAUACUAUUCAGUCCGUAUCAGAUGCAAGCAAAUGUAAACGUCCAAUUCAGUACAUAUCUAUCGAGUCCAGUCUGAAAACAUAUCAAUUCUCGGUCUAUUUAUCACUCGCCCUUUUUGGACCGCUCUACAAAGUUUGGUCCGUUCUAGGUGUCUGUUUGUUUUUGAGUUGAAAUAUAUCAGCACUCUUACGUACAUAUCAUCAGGUUUUGGUGAAGACAGUUCUUAAUUCAUUCAUCCAAUAUGUUAAAAUGAGUUGGCAAUAGUCUGAUUACAUGCUGCUUACAUGUAAACAAACAUAUCAGUUCAGAAUCACACAAUAUCUGCAGAGUCUAGUUCCUCGUGUGAGUCUAGUUCUGUUAUUCCCAAUACACAUUGAAUCCAGCCAAAGAAGUUUUUUGAUUAAUUUCAUUGGAAGAUUUUGAGAUAAACUUGUAAUUUGAACCGUCCUAGGGUGGGAUUUUUCUUCAGGUUUAGUUCUUGAAUUCAAUAUUCAGUAUUCCCUAAUGCAGUUUGUUCAAAACUUUCGCCCUGUUAAUGUAAAUAUAAUUGCCAAAGCUUCAAUGCCCAUAAAGCAUAUUUUUUUCUGGUAAUGGUUAGUUCAAGAAUUCCAUCCAAAUCAUUGAUCAACUUUUCAUGGGGUGAUAAAAGGUUUCGUUGUUUUUAUUGAAAAUGAAUGUCCCUGAAUGGUUUUGAUAAAUGCGUCAUGCAAUCACAGGUUAUAAAGAACAGAAGGUUUUUCUCCGUGAACAGUUGAUCAAUACUUGACGAUUCCAUCCAAAGCCCACAUCGGUAUGAUCCAUCCAGGUGUAAUUAGCGUCUAUCAAGUAUCAUACCAUUCCAAUAUUUAAAUGCUUAUCCAUCCACAGAAACGAUAUAUUAGGCCAGCAUUGCUGUACAUGCUCUAGCUUUCUUGUUCAGAUUGUCAGAGGAUCGAUUAUUUUGUACACUUCUUGUCUGAGACUCACUUUCAGGCUUGGUAAAAAUAAACCGCUUGUUCUAUUUAUGCUUAUUUAUGAGUAGUUUCAGCUGUACCAAAUAUGUAAGAAGCUUUCUUUGGUUAUUUUGAAAGCAGUAGAAUAUGGGAUUGGGACAAGGGGGGGUUAUGAAGUGAUCAUCUUUUUUCAGUAGGAAAAGGGUAUGUUCAGAAACUGACAGUGAGUCUGCUGUCAGUUUCUUGAUGUUCCAUUGAUAUGUAGUGAUCACAUUUCAUCUGAGGGAAUGAUACUAAAUUAUUAUCAAUGCCUUGUCUUAACCUUAUUUAAAUAACAUCAAAGAAACGAUGUGACCCCAUUUGUUAUGGUCACAAAUCAGAAAAUGUAUAUUUGUAAUCACAAAAUGGUAUGCAAUAAAAAACUUCCAUUUCA
Lineus longissimus is the source of this 10965-nucleotide messenger RNA. RefSeq names its product protein crumbs-like. Gene Ontology annotation, biological process: heterophilic cell-cell adhesion; establishment or maintenance of epithelial cell apical/basal polarity. Gene Ontology annotation, cellular component: plasma membrane; protein-containing complex. Gene Ontology annotation, molecular function: calcium ion binding. The record is from RefSeq and is a predicted model, not a curated record. Bases 34 to 7431 code for a protein of 2465 amino acids. The transcript has 32 exons. Lineage: Eukaryota; Metazoa; Nemertea; Pilidiophora; Heteronemertea; Lineidae.